GACCGUCGACGCAGCGCUACGCCAGUUCGACAACGCGACCCUGACACCAACGUCCCUCGAAUUUUACCUCGGGAACUAUACCGGAAGUCGUAUUAAACAUAUAACCACGAUGAAGAUCGCCCUCUUCCUAAUCAUCGCCGCGGCUGCUUGCACUUCGGCGCAAAGGAUCACGACCAUUCAACUCGAUGGAGUGCAGUAUUACGUGUCGAGAAUGAACCCGUACAGUCUUGAACUGAACUACUUCUUGGCUUAUCAGUACUGCCGGUCGUUGGGGCUUCAGUUGAUUUCUUUUGAAACAAAAGAGAAGGCGGACACAAUGACGCAGUACUUGCAAAACGCCGGUUACACCAAAUUUGAUUUCUGGACAUCGGGCAACAAGCUCGGAACCGACAUGAUGCUGUGGAUGAGCACCGGCCUGCCCUUCAAUUCGACCUUUGAUUACAUGCGAAAACUUCCGGGACGCAGCGAGACCUACGUGCCUCGAGGAACAGAGCCUCAAAGAAUAGCGAGGGAAAGCGGUGAGAACGGAAGUGCCGAUUUGUGCGUCGUUAUGAAGGCGCCGACGUUGGAAUGGGUAACCGAGGACUGCACCCUCUUCAAGGAUUUCAUAUGCGAACAAACGAGAUGCUACUACUACAACUACGGCAGCAUUCCAGUCUCGGCGACACAGGGAAAUCGCCGGCCGUACACGACGACCACAACUGCCGCGCCAGCAGCCGUGGAAGAUAAAAUCGAAGACAAAGCAAUCACGGAGGAAAACGCUUCAACAUCGGACACUGAAUCAGAAGAGAAGGUGUCCGAAGAUCCUAUCGUUAAUAGACUGGUAACGGCUGUUCCCGCUUCCGCUUCCACGUCCGACUUCGACCCCAACACCGAGACCUCGGAGACAAUUUCGAAAAGCGACAUCGUCGAGGAUCAGGGGGAGGAGGAUGAUGAGGAUAUGGCCAGCGCCGAGAAACACACCGGGCCUGACCACAUCCCAGAUAUCGCCAGCUUGUUCGCUACUAGAAAAGACCCUGCAUUCGACGGCCUCGAAACCCGUGAGGUCCGUCCGGCUUCGGCGCAGGCAGAAAACUCCGAGGACUACGAGGUCGCGGAAACCGAGCUGCCGAACAACGCGCUGGAGGACGCGCGCACCAUCGGCCCCUACGACAACUCCCAGCAGGACUACGUCAACGAUCAGCCGAUCCAAGACGAGCCCGGUGCGCCCCUCAAACAGCUGGACGACGACUCGAGCACCAUUUUGCCGGAAGCGGAACCAGGGUACAGGUACAAUAUCAAGGUACGCUCGAAUGGCAAGGUACUAGACCCUCCGUCCAAUUAAUUGUAUGCCUAGAUUAAGACUUGAAAAAAUUUGAAUCGUCGACCGUUUUAUUACAUAGAUUUUAAGUGCGAAGGAAGUCAAAGUGAAACGAACUAAAAAUGUUCAAGGAUUUUACUGGCAGUGUAUACAUUGUAUCCGGGAAAGUGCUUAUAAUCCGUUUGUCAUUUGUCUUUGGGUUUUCACUUAUUACUAUCGAAAUGCUGUUGAUUCGUAGGCGGAUCCGGUUUGGAACGUAAGGUUCGCGAUACUCGCAGAUGCGAUGACACAUUUUAUUUUCAUUGUUUCCUUAUUUCCGUACUUUUCCUAAUUCAAGUUUGUUUUUCAACCUAUUCUACUACCAUCGCACAUCCUCGUAUGUGUCACACGAUCGAUAGUCACGGGAGGUGAACGAAUGAAUGAAAAAUGAAAACGAAAGAACAGACAAACCGUAUGAAAUACAUUAAAUUCACCUGGGAUCUACGGCAUUGGAAUCAAAUCAUUCUCAGCUAUGGCGUAGUGACGAGUAAUUAUAAUUACACUUACGGUAAUUAGUUUUGGUGUUGGUCAACGGGUGCCUGAAACACUUGCGAUUGUAACCGCUCUCACGUGUCGUUUAUUCAUCGAUUGAGAUACGUUUGCAAGGCGGAACGUUUCCAAUCGCUUGAGAGAAUAUUUUCAAAUAUAGUUUUAUAUUAUACGAGGAAUCUCUGGUGAGAGGGCAGCCUCCGAGCCACACGCGCACAACUUUUACGUUUGCCCUUUCGCCGGAGAUUCCCUGUACAAGUUUUCAAGCUUGAUCGAUGCGACAAAAACGUUUCUGUCAUCCGAACGUAUCAAUUCAUUGACACAGACAGUUCGAUUAGUCAAAAUUACCUUAGCCUCUAAGAAAACUCUUCUUAAAUUGUAUACGUUUAUUCAUAAUUAUACUGUACCUAUAAUGUUGCGAAUGAGAAUUUUGUAUGACUGUAAAUCAAUAAAGGUAUUACUACAUUUUUAU
This is a messenger RNA of Neodiprion virginianus, 2300 nucleotides long. It is a transcript of the gene nw, whose product is annotated as C-type lectin 37Da. The record is from RefSeq and is a predicted model, not a curated record. The coding region runs from base 110 to 1324 and encodes 404 amino acids. The transcript has 4 exons. NCBI's taxonomy places the organism in Eukaryota, Metazoa, Arthropoda, Insecta, Hymenoptera, Diprionidae.